Molecule: messenger RNA, 1104 nt
Organism: Neogale vison (American mink)
Lineage: Eukaryota; Metazoa; Chordata; Mammalia; Carnivora; Mustelidae
Product: asialoglycoprotein receptor 1-like
Exons: 9
Coding region: 219-1073 (284 amino acids)
Molecular function (GO): signaling receptor activity
Source: RefSeq, a predicted model, not a curated record
GUCCCGGGCACUGGGGAUGCCAGGUUCUGAGUGUUGGGACACACAGACACGCAGACACGUAGUGCUCGGGGCCCUCGUAUGGACCUGCUCCGUCCCCUCCCAUCGUUCAGGGCUGUCCGUGCACCCCAAGGCUCCAGGCUCUAGCUCCCUUCUUAGCCUAGGACCUGCACGACCAGGAGCCAACCUCAAGACUGUCAGCAAGUCCAGCCAGCGCUACCAUGACAAAUGACUAUCAAGAUCUUCAGCAUCUGGACAGCGAGGACAAUGACCAUCAGCUCCCACAAGUGCCACGGCCCCCGCAGCCGCUGUUCCGGAGGUUCUGCUCAGGACCCUGCCUCCUCCUGCUCUCCCUGGGCCUCGGCCUCCUGCUGCUGGUGGUCGUCUGUGUCAUCGGAUCCCAGAACUCCAAGUUGCGGGGGGAGCUGCAGGCCCUGAGAGAGACGUUCAGCAACUUCACAGCGACCACGGAGGUCGAGGUCAAGGCCUUGAGCAGCCAGGGAGGAAAUGUGGGCAGGAAGAUGAAAUCGCUCGAGUCCCAGCUGGAGAAGCAGCAGCAGGAUCUGAGCGAAGAUCAUUCGGGCCUCCUGUUCCACGUGAAGCAGUUCGUGUCGGACCUGCGCAGCCUGAGCUGUCAGAUGGCCGUCCUGCAGGGCAAUGGCUCGGCGAGGACCUGCUGCCCCGUCAACUGGCUGGAGUACGAGGGCAGCUGCUACUGGUUCUCCCGCUCCGGGAAGCCCUGGCCGGACGCGGACCGGUACUGCCAGCUGGAGAGCGCGCACCUGGUGGUCGUCAACUCCCGGGAGGAGCAGAAGUUUGUCCAGCACCACAUGGGGCCGGUGAACACCUGGAUGGGCCUCACGGACCAGAGCGGGCUCUGGAAGUGGGUGGACGGGACGGACUACGAGACCGGCUUCAAGAACUGGAGGCCGGAGCAGCCGGACGACUGGUACGGGCACGGGCUCGGGGGAGGCGAGGACUGCGCACACUUCACCGACGACGGCCGCUGGAACGACGACGUGUGCCAGAGGCCCUACCGCUGGGUGUGCGAGACGCCUCGCGAGCCGGCCAGCUAGGAGCCUCCCCUCCUCUAAUUUAUUUCCUCAA